Colletotrichum costaricense is the source of this 2883-nucleotide messenger RNA. RefSeq lists its product as uncharacterized. NCBI's taxonomy places the organism in Eukaryota, Fungi, Ascomycota, Sordariomycetes, Glomerellales, Glomerellaceae. The transcript is spliced from 2 exons. The coding region runs from base 1 to 2883 and encodes 960 amino acids. The record is from RefSeq and is a predicted model, not a curated record.
AUGCCGGCCUUCGGUCGCAUUGGAAGGCACCACAACCGCUCGCAGCAAGCACUUGUUGAUCCGGGCGGAGAGGUUGCUGCUGGAUCUGGCUCAGGCUCAGGUUCAGGUUUAGGAGGUUCAGCGGCAUCGCAUCCCACGCCUGGUCCUUCCGGCCCUGCUGGUGCCGCCGGUGCUCCUUCCUCCUCUUCUCACUCUCACUCCUCCUCCCUCGCUCCUGCCUUGAGUGCAGGCUCUGGCACAACCACGGCCAACAACGCCGCCGGCGCUAAUAGUCUCAAUCAAAUUACCCCCCAUUCAGCCUCGUCGACCGCCUUCAGCUCCAGCGAAUCCUUUGACAUCCACCCAAACCAGCUGGCAGCUCAUCAACAACAUCAGCUCCAACAACAGCAGCAGCAGCAACAACUCCUUCAACAACAACACCAGCAAGGGCAGCAAGGGCCAUCUCCACUGCAACAGCCCCACGAUUACCAUCCUCCUGCCUCAACCUCGCGCAACUCCCUCCUGUUGCAGCACCACAAUCCACCCAUAGCUGAUUUGCGCCAGAGGAGUCAGCAGGAUUACACCGACUCCGUCUCCCGCUCCCAGUCACAGCGCUACCCGCCUGGCGUGGCCCCCUACUCCAAUAACGCCAAAACCGGUGCUGCAUCUAGCUCCGUCGACAACCUCAGAACUUCCGUCAACAGCACCUCAUCUGCUCCCGCCUCCGCUCAAACUCAAGCAACCUCACCUCUUCCGCAACAGCAACCGGCCCCCGUCCCCGAAAAGCGAUCUGCACGAAAGCUGCUCAGGAACAUUUUGGGCGGAUCGGGCCGCGAUCAUCACAACACCCCGCCCCCCCAACCUACCCCGCCAAGUUCCUACGAUAACACCGGUGGUCUUGCUCGCCGACCGUCCAAAAGAGUGAGCAACCCACCACCCGCAAGAAUUACUUUGUCCCAGCAGCCGUCUCAGCAGUCCUUGGACCAACAAUCUGUCGACUGGCCGCUUACGGCACCUCAUCAACAACCUUCUCCCUUACAGGGCGUCGGCGAGACCGAGCAUCACCAAUUUGCACAAGACCCUAACAGAGACCCUCGUCUACAGAACCCCGAUUCCAAUCGCAACUCCAUUCGCUACGUCCCGACCGACUUCGACAAUACCCCUUACGAAGAAGCCGACUACGGAGAUCGCCAGCCACAGCAGAUCCCGACCGUACAGGAACAGCACCAACACGGUCAGCAGCCUGCUUACGACCCCUCACAGCAGCAGUACCAGCAACAAUACUCCAACCAGCAGCCUGGUCAGUACCAAGCUGGACCACCCACGAUCUAUACUAGUCACUUGGGUGCCGGUUCGCAUCAAAACCCCGAGACUGUUUCCCAGUUGUCGCAUGAAUCACCCAUCACUGAUUCAGACGCUCUGUCGGCAAACGUACAUUCCAGCCAAACCUCCCCCGCAGUGAGGUACGCAGUACAGACCACAGACAGCCCGCUGCCUCCAACACUUCCCCCUGCCCAGCAAGGAGGACCUCAAGCCCAGCAGCAGCAGUCGCAGCAGCAGAAUAUGGCCCCUCCCUCUGGCGGCCCUCCCCCGAACAGACGAUCCCAAGAGACAGAGAAGGCAUUGCGCAGUCAGGUCGACGCAUCUGCAGGCCCUCCCGGUUACAGACAAAGCCAGACCAUGCCUCCCACCACUGGCAGCGCCAACGCUGCCUUCCGACCAGGCGGUGCUGCAGACUCGCGGCAGUUUGAAGGCGCCACCGGAGAGCAAGGCCGGAACAGCCCACAGCCCUCCAACCCCGAUCGCGACGGCACAGAUCCCGACAAAUUCAAGGAGCUUCUAACUAAGUAUAAGAAUGUUAAGCGGUUGUACUUUGACGGCAAGACCCAGAUCGAUAACCUCAACUCUCAAAUUGAGGUGCUGCAAAAUGCAGUCGCCAACCAGCGAAUGUCACAGUCGCGGACUGCCCUCGACGACAGCGAGUAUAUAACGAGAUUCAGCCGUCUGAAUGGUGCUAUCAACAAUCUGUCAUUCAAUAUCAGAAAAGAUUGGCGUACAGUACCGCAGUGGUUAGACAUGUUCGUCAGCAUUGAUGCUCUUAAGACCGGAAAACAGGAGAUGACAGCCGUUGGUCGUGCCGUCAUUACUAGGUGGAUUGUAGAAGAGAUCUUCAACAAGUGCUUCCAUCCCGGCCUCAACUUCGAGCUCAGCCGGCAGCUGAAGGAGAUUGAGCUCAACAUCCGCCGCUUCUCGUACACGAUGAGCAGCCAAGAAGAGUUCGAUGCAUUGACAAAUAAGGUCGUGAGCUGGCGAAUGGCUACCCUUGAGGGUCUGCAGAGAGUUCUCAACUCCCCGGAGAGUGCAGACAACAGGGCGGACUUUACUCGGAUGUGCACAUCGAACCUCACGGCGACACUUUUCCAGUACAUGACAGACCCGCCGCCAGCUGGAGUGGACGGCAGCGCGUCCAUGAUUGUUGAAUUGGCCGUUGGCAUCGCAGCCAACCUGCCGCUAGAGAGCAGAGAUGUCGCAAUUAACUAUCCCCUACCUGGAGACCCAAUUCAACUGAACAUCAUGGAUGUCGAGAAGACGCCGCUUCCACCUUUGGAAAUUCAAAAAGCGGAGGGCGAAGCAGAGGCCGAUGAAGGCGAUAAGGACAAGAGCGGCAAGAACCAACGGGCGGACAAGACCAAGAGCGGUAUGUUCACAAAUAUACUCAGCGGUGGACCGCAGGCGGGCCGCAAGGGCAGCACUGCGUCGUCAAUCGUUGGCACAAGUACUGAUACCGCCCUUCCUUCAGCUCUUCCCCCUAAGGACAACAGCACGGUGAGACUUGCGGGCUUCCCGGUAGUGGAAGUUCGUGGUCGCCAGGUUCUUGUCAAGGCGACUGUUUGGGCACUUUGA